AUGGCUUGGACUCAAAGUGCUGUGGUGGUGUGUUUGUGUGCGCUGGUUAGGACUCAGGUCAUCCCGGGAAAAGCAAGGACAAGUGAUGGGGACUAUAACACUGUUAACACGGAUGGAUCUUUCGAUUUCGGGUACGCGAAUCCAGACCGUGGCCAAAGUUACCACCUAGCACACGGCAAUGCCAAUGGUCUUGUUGGAGGCCGUUUUGGUGCCAAGGAUCCCAAGACAGACACUAUCAAGGAAACAAUUUACACUGCUGGACCUAGGGGGUUCCGAGCAAAAGGGCCAAAUGUCCACAGAAAGAUGGACUUGGAUCAGCGACCUCGCGGUCCGAUAGGGAACAAAGAUGACCCUUACUUUGACCCUAAUGAAGAUCCUAGUUACGCCUUCAAUUUCGAAACCCGGACUUACUCGAAAAAUGAAAAUGCUGAUAGCAGAGGAGAUGUAAAAGGCCACUACUCCUAUGUAGACGACGUUGGUGAACGUCACGACGUAUCUUAUAUAGCCGGCCGGGACACAGGUUUCCACGUCUCAUCAGCACACCCUGACAGUCCCAAUUUAAUCGGAGCACCAUUCCACCGAUCGCCGUUGGUCAGAGGGGAGACGAGACCAAGAGGCCGCACUGCAGUGCAAAGAGGACUGGACGGAUCUUACAGAUUUAUAUCAGCGGGUCCAGACCAAAGGCGAACCGAAAGCAGUGACUCACAUGGUAAUGUAAGAGGAUCCUACACUUUCUUGGACGACAAGGGCGUACAGAGGACAGUCAACUACAUCGCGGGCCCCGGGAUCGGGUACAGAAUAGUGAAGAACAACAAGGAUCCCUACAUACCCACUUCUUUCCCCACGAUCCCCAGCGCGUAUGACCCUGACUUCGUCAACGCCGCCGCAGCCGUCACCAACUUCUCUCCUGAUGACAGCGGCACUGAUGACAUCUUCAAAAGCCCCGAAGGCACCGCAGCGUCAGGACACGUCAAACCACCUCCGUUCCCUUCCAACGAUAAGGACAGAGAAAGACCAAACAAACCAACCUCUGGACCAUCUGGUACUAGCAGUUCAAAUGGUCCCAGUGGAUCUGGUGCUUCUGGAAGCGGAAGUAGUGGAUUCGGUGGUGGUGCUGACAGCACCUUCGGUAGUCGGCCUGUCAGUGGCACCUUUGGAAGUGGUAGUGGCAGUAGUGGAAGCACUUUUGGUAGUGGAUCCAGUGGUAACGCAUUUGGUAGUCCGGGCAGCAACUUCGACAAAGGCAGUGGAAAUUAUGGUGGUACCGGUAGUGGUACAUACGGCAGCGGUGCCGGCAGUGGUACUUUUGGUGGUGGUACUGCAUCUGGCGCAGUUAGUGGUAGUGGUGCCAUUGGUGGUAGCUCGAGUGGUGACAGCGCGGAAAGUGGAUAUGAUGGUCCCGAGUUUACGCCGGAUUUAGGAGCUGGAGACAUAACGUACGUCGAUGAAGACAUAUUUGGAGCCGUCAAACCAACCAAAGGACCAGGCAAACCAUGGCGGCCGUCCAGCAAGCCUAAUAGGCCGACGAAGAAACCUUACGUACCAAUAAAGCCUAUCAAGCCAACGAAUAAUAAAGAUGACGACGACGGUUAUAAUGGAUCAAACGACAAUAACACUCCACAAUUCGCUAUAGGAUUUAACAUACACCACAAUAGGCCGGGGACCACGAUCAUUAGAAACAUAGGCCGGGAUUACUUCGGGGUUCCCCCGGGAGUCUCGGUCAGGGCACACGUACAAAGCAUCGAUUUAUAUCCCUACGACUCGCAACCUCUCACGCCGUCAGAAGUGAUGGAAAAGGACAAAACAUAA
This is a messenger RNA of Amyelois transitella, 1809 nucleotides long. RefSeq lists its product as uncharacterized. Lineage: Eukaryota; Metazoa; Arthropoda; Insecta; Lepidoptera; Pyralidae. Bases 1 to 1809 code for a protein of 602 amino acids. The record is from RefSeq and is a predicted model, not a curated record. Gene Ontology annotation, molecular function: structural constituent of chitin-based larval cuticle. Gene Ontology annotation, cellular component: chitin-based extracellular matrix. The transcript is spliced from 8 exons.